This is a messenger RNA of Cryphonectria parasitica EP155, 1510 nucleotides long. RefSeq lists its product as uncharacterized. NCBI's taxonomy places the organism in Eukaryota, Fungi, Ascomycota, Sordariomycetes, Diaporthales, Cryphonectriaceae. Bases 114 to 611 code for a protein of 165 amino acids. The transcript has a single exon. The record is from RefSeq and is a predicted model, not a curated record.
CUCAGGAGCAAACCCAUUGUUAUAUGGAGCAACACGGCAAAUCUACACGCUGUGUACUCUUCAGACGCCAUCAAUCCCUUUGUUUCGCUCCCUAGCCGGCCGCCGCUGCGAAGAUGACAACCGACACCCAUCAACUGGAACUGGCCCUUGGCCUGAUGUAUGCCUGUGGAAUUCUCCUCGAGCUGCUCAUUAGGAUGUUCCAAGGAGUUCCACAAUGCAUACCCGAAGCCUUUUACCAACGGCCAUGUCUGAUCGCCCUACGGCCAGUCGUUUUCUUCUUUCUACCUGCCCUACUAUGGCCGUUCAUCAUGACCUACAGAAUUCUAAGACCCAUCAUCAACGUGUACCGCGAAUGCUGCCUCCACCAGGAAGACUAUUUCGACCACGCCGAAACCGCUUCCUCCGCGUCUACAGGGAGCGAUGAUAUGGGUCCAGACCUCGAGAAGCAGGUGAUGAAGGCGAGCGAGCAGCAGCAGCAGAAUACGGCCCAACAGCCCAAAGGAACACCUGAGCAGAAACAGGCGCCAAGCGCGUCCGGCUCCAACGUCGCAUCUCCAUCAGAGACCAACGCUCCUGCAUCACCGGCUCGGAAAUUGGACAGUAACGUUUGAUCAAUCGGAUUGGUGUCGGCUUGUACACGUCGACGUCGCUGUGCUUCUUCGGGGAUGGUUCCGCUGCACGUCAGCCGUGUUGGCAUGCGUGCCGUCGCCUAGCCCAGGCACCGUCUAACCUGGGACCGUUUCAACAAUAUCUAGCUCACUCAUCGCCCAGACUGAGUUGGUUUUUCUCUGGAUUUAUGUGGCAGAUGGAAUACUCGACAUCUACACAACAACUCUCGAGCAUAGGGCGGACACAAUUGCCCGCAGUUCACUGGAACUGUGACACAUACAAAGAUGCUGGUCCUGGUCCAGAACUGGUCAGCGUGUCACAACCAAUCCACUUAUCCGUCGACUCAGGUCUCACAAGCAAACAUGGAGAUGUGUGCUGUGAUACGCUCAAUCCGAGGGACAUUGCAAGUCUUGGCAACACAGGGAUCUGUGUAGGGAGGAGGGCUUAAUACUUGGCCGUUCAGCUCACAGGCGUGUGUGUUGAAGCGCAUUGGAUCAUUUUCACAGUCAAAAUAUAUGCGCAACGACAUUGGGUCGGUCCAUCAUGCUGCUGAAUCGCUGGCCGAGGCUUCAAGCUGGACGAGGCCCGUUCGUGCUUGAACACGACGUCGAGAGCUGUUAGGGUAUUGAAGAUUGAGUCCAACUUUGAUGGCGGUAUUGUUUGGUUUUCAUCUCGACAGAUUACAUCUCAGUAGGGUCGGCCCGCAGAGACCUAAAGAAAGCCAUUGUUCAAACAAGAGAAGCUGCAUUGGCAGAACGUGUACGAAGUAUUCAGAACUUGGGGACUUCGGUAUUCAAUUAUAACCCAUAAUUAUGUAGUCUUCCUCAUGUUGUGAUUACUGUUUCCAUCACCUCACUGUGUAUGAGUGUCUCUUAAUUACCAGCAAGUAUUUUGAUUGAUC